GUUUGAAUUUACUUCCAUGGAGCUACCUGUUAUCUGAAACAGCCCAAAUAACUUGUACACCACAAACAGGCUAAAAAAAUCUCAGGCAAAUUAUGAAAUUGAUGAAAGUUUGACAACAUUUGAGAUACAAGAACAAUUGAAUCAAUCAAAUGCUAAAUAUAUCCUAAACGAUCCUCCUGUAGAGUUCUCUUUUGACCAAACCCAGCCGAUGACUAAUGUCUCUUCCCUUCUAAACACAAACAGCCAAGAGAAAGAUAAAGAAAAUGAGUGAAACAACAUUCAGCAUAGCAGGAAUUACUCCAAUACAGCCUUGAGCAUCACCGGGAGAAAGAGAGGGCUACAUGCAAAACCUCCAUCAGCAAAUAAAUAAGUCGAAGCACAAAUUCAAGCCAAUUGCCUCACGCAAAUUUGCUAAAAGAAGUACCUCAAAGCAUUCGAAAAAGAACAGAAAUAUUCUAAAUGAAGACAUAGUCUUUGCCUUGCAAGAUUAUGACACGACCAAUCAGAGCAGACCAAGAAGGACAGAGACCUUGAGGGAGAAACUAAGCAAGUCCCCUAGAAAUAGAUCAAUCAAGAAUAAGAACUCAAGGCUCUCUUCGAAACAAGAGAGUGGUGUCAACCAUAACACUGUGGCUAAAUAUGCCCUUAAGAUUACAGGCUCAAAGAUCAAAAGCAAGAAACCGACUAGAUACUCAAGCUUUAGAGAUGAUUUCAAUAACAAGAGAAAGAAAUCUUCCAAGCGUAUCACAAGUAGGGACAGAUCCAAUGGAUUAAAAAGAGCUACUUCUGGACACAAAUAUACUCCAUCAGCUCUUUCUGGAUGAAAGGAAAUCAUUAAUUCACAAAAUUGCUCUUCUAGAGUAAACCGACCAACUCUGACAAGAAGGUAUAAGAGCAGUAUCGAAAGAGGGUUCUCUCGGAAUAGAAGCAAGGAAAAAUCAAAAUCAAAACUCUCAAAAAUCCUAAAAGAGCUUCCUGUCGAGUCUGAACCCACAAUCAUUAGUUUUGACAAAACUCUCCCAUCUAGAAUUUGAAAUAAGAAAGAAAAGUUCAUUCUCCCUCCAAAAUACGAAAAUGACCCAAAAUACACUCUAAUAAUCGACCUCGAAGGAGCUUUAAUAAACUUCCUUGAGGACCCUGAACCCACCCAUUCCACACAAAAAGACACAUGCUAUCUAGUCCGUCCCGGUGGCAUAAAACUUCUCAAAGAACUCAGCUCCUUUUACGAAAUAAUCCUCAUCACCUCGGGCUCAAAGACCUUCGCCGACAGCAUUCUCCAAGACAUUGACCCUCACCAAUCGAUCAAGCACAUCCUGUACCAAAAGUCCUCACCCACCAAAUCAAUCCUGAACACUUCCACUUGUGAAGUCUUAGGCAGAGACCCUGCCUUAACAGUCAUUGUGAAGACCCAGUCAGGGAAUUUGGAGGAGAUAGGUGCCAACUGAGUGGGACUGGGUGAGUGGGAUAGUGGGUAUAGUGACCAGAGAUUGAAGAAGUUGAUGAUUUUGUUGCUGAGGGUUGCUAAGAUGAGGACGACUGAUGUGGCAGAGGAUAUUGCGUUGUAUAGAAAGUACAUCUUAAACUACAUUCAAUAG
This is a messenger RNA of Moneuplotes crassus, 1595 nucleotides long. Lineage: Eukaryota; Ciliophora; Spirotrichea; Euplotida; Euplotidae. The record is from the annotation of a GenBank genome assembly.